AUGCGCAAGUAUUGUCAAAGCGCUGCUCUGCGCGCAAGUUCCAUCCGAAAUUCCGCACGCUCCACUGGCUACCGCACGACCGUUGGGAUUCGAACCGGCUUGGUCUGCGAGGUGCUGCACCUUCCAAUGUCCCCGCCCGAGCCCGGAUUGGAGAGAAUGCAGCCUUCGAUGGGUAGUCAAGAGAAAUCCAAGGACCAAGUCGAGAAGGGCCAAGCCCAAGGUCAAGCUUGCCAGAAAUCAUGUCUGGAUUCAUCAGUUCAACAAGAAACAACCGGAAUGAGGGGCAGGAAGCUCGGUCCUCUACGAACAGAAGACCAGGAUCAGGAAGGUCCUUCUACCGUGACGGACCUGGAAAACACACGAUGUAGCAUACAACGUACAUACCCACCCAGCAGAAGAAAAUGUACCACGGAAAAACAACCAGGAGGGAUGGAAUUGGAAUACAACAUUGUCGGGUUGGAGAAAACAAGGGUAAAGAGCCUACGCUACAGCGUUGGCUGUUGUAGAGUCAACACCUUCGUCAAGCGUCAAGGGGGGAAUGGUGAGGAGGGGAUACGGAAGGGAGGAAGGGAGGAAGAGGGGAGGAAGAGCAAGGGAAAAAAGGGCAAGGGAAACAAGAGAUAA
Coprinopsis cinerea okayama7#130 is the source of this 624-nucleotide messenger RNA. RefSeq lists its product as hypothetical. The coding region runs from base 1 to 624 and encodes 207 amino acids. The transcript is spliced from 5 exons. The record is from RefSeq and is a predicted model, not a curated record. Lineage: Eukaryota; Fungi; Basidiomycota; Agaricomycetes; Agaricales; Psathyrellaceae.